Penicillium verrucosum is the source of this 1782-nucleotide messenger RNA. RefSeq lists its product as uncharacterized. Lineage: Eukaryota; Fungi; Ascomycota; Eurotiomycetes; Eurotiales; Aspergillaceae. Bases 1 to 1782 code for a protein of 593 amino acids. The record is from RefSeq and is a predicted model, not a curated record. The transcript is spliced from 2 exons.
AUGCCACGAGAAGCCUCGGUGCCCUUUGGUGGGUUCUCUCCUCCACAGAACCCUGGUGAAUGGAAGAGGGCUCUCCUUGAUGUGAAAUGGCUAUGUCUCAAUCAACAAUACAAGCAAUGUGCCUUGCGUUGCAAUCAGCUCAUAGACACCGCGUCUAGUCCGCUUCAUCCGAUCUGUGCGACCUACCUCCACUAUUAUGCAGCCACCUCAUAUGAGUACAUGGGACGAGCAGCUCAUAUCUUUUCGGCUGUCAAAGUCCCGCUUCUGACUUCUGCUAUGGAACGGUUUCAGACUUCCUAUGAGUCUUUGCCAGCUACUAUCCCUGUACCAGUUCUGAAUCCCAACCAGACCUAUUCGCCAGUUACUUUCCUUCUUUCGCCCGACUCGACUCCUCGGUCUUCGUUGAGUACUACCGAGUGGAGCCCUGCAGUUUCCCCGGCCUAUGGUGUCCCUCCUGGUCCUGAUCCAAAUGCUCAAACUCUGUCAGUUCAGAAUCUGUCGGCACAUAAUGCUAGGCUAGCUCACACUCCUCCUUCGCCUGACCAUUCUCCCUAUUCCUCUCCAACCCAUUCUGUUACCACUGCCUUUUGUCUCACGCCACCUCCUACUGUUGGAGAAGCCUCGCGUCUUGACUAUAGCGCUCCUGCUCCUCCAGCCUUUCAUAUCCCGCCUCCGAACUAUGCGCCUCCACCUCCACCACGCGCCGUUCCUGUUCGCCCGGCUACCAGGGAUCAAUUACUCUCUUUUAAUAGUGCCCGAGAUGGACUUCCCAACGGGGGAUCUAUCGUUCGAAACAUUGCACGCAUGAUUGAUAACUCCAUUAUUGCGGGAGCCGACGACCCUUUUGUGACCCGCACGCCGCCAAAACAUCCCGAUCUAAAGCGGCCACCAGUGCGUCUAUCUCCGAUCACGUUCCCAGCUGAACUUGAGGACCCGGUAAAGCGCAGCGAGCUCAUUCCAUCCCCACUUGCCAUUCGGAAGAGCUCUGGCGAAGUGCUCAUGUGCGGCAGCUCUGCAAUGGUAAUUUGCGGAGGCUCAGAGCAAGAAACGUCUAGGAAUGAGGUGAAUCGACCAGUCCGAGCUCGCCCACCCCGGCUACCCUUGAAGAUAAUCCCAUCCGGACGUCUGAAUGCUAACUCAAAGGAGACGAGUCCUCCUCCCCUAGCACCGCGGCCGAAGCGUCUGAGUCCCGUCCUCUCUUCACCCACGACCAAGGCUCCAUCGACCCCCACGCCCGUUAUGAGAAAGAAGAUUCCCAUCCUCGGCUCGCCAGAGAAGAAAAGAAUCAAGUCACCCUCGUUGCCAUCUAGAAAGUCAUCCCCCUCCCCCGCGCCUGUCAGCUCUGAGCGCGCCGCCCAGAUCAGUGAGUUCAACGACGCCGUCAAGUGGCUCCGCGAGCAUAUUCCCGCCGACGUGGCCGGACUCCGCAAGCAGAUUAAGCAUGUUUCGGAUUUGCAGCAGGCCCGUCGGUCUCGCAACACUACUAUGGCCCGCUCUGCUUCCUUCUGGACUUUUUCUCCCGUGAAGAUUAACCCCGAUUCCGGUGAACCCCAGGAAUCGACUGUGAUUGAGGGGCCUAAUAUCGAUGAGUAUGGAAAUGUUAUUCGGGUUGAGACUAAGGCGCAGCGCAUUAAGCGGCUCAGGGAAGAGGAUUGGAGGAUUGGUAUUCGGUCGAAGCAUAGUCUCUGGAAGGGGACUGAGUACUACGAUAAGCUUUGCGAAACUGCUUUGGCAGAGCUUGGUCCGACAGGUUAUGGAUCUCGCGAAUGGAUGCAGCGCUGA